Messenger RNA from Ceratitis capitata (Mediterranean fruit fly), 2509 nucleotides. RefSeq names its product homeobox protein abdominal-B. Gene Ontology annotation, molecular function: RNA polymerase II cis-regulatory region sequence-specific DNA binding; DNA-binding transcription factor activity, RNA polymerase II-specific. Lineage: Eukaryota; Metazoa; Arthropoda; Insecta; Diptera; Tephritidae. The transcript is spliced from 5 exons. Gene Ontology annotation, biological process: regulation of transcription by RNA polymerase II. Gene Ontology annotation, cellular component: nucleus. The annotation marks the transcript as partial. The record is from RefSeq and is a predicted model, not a curated record.
AUCGCGUUCAAAAUAACCGUAAUUAUUCCACCCCUCCCCCAAACCCCAACUAUCCCGCUGGCGUGCGCUCUCUACGACCCCCACGAUGUCUCGGCAGUCGGGUCGCACGCCGCUGCCGGGGCUUGGUGGGGGCCACAUCAUCACGCUCCACAUCCAACCGCUACCGCUUCUGCCACCGUCUCCGCUGCUGCGAUCAUCAAUCAACAACCCGCCGCCAAUACUAUCAAUCAAUUGCAUCACCACCCGCAUCAUCAUCACCACCAUCAUCAUCCGCACCUCCAACAUCAUCAUCAUCAACUUCAACAUACCAUACCGACUGUGUCGACGAAUUCAACCUCACUCUUACCGACGGCGGCUGUGCUUCCACAACAACAACAACAACAAACGACACCAACGUCACAUUCCACGCCCACACAUGCGGUUAUAUAUGAAGAACCCCCUCCAGUGCCAAUUGUCUCUGUGCAACAACAACAACAACAACAGCAGCAGCAGCAGCAGCAGCAACAACAGCAACAGCAGCAACAACAACAGUCACAACCACUUCACCUGCCCCCUCAGCAGCAACAGCAACAGCAACAACAACAGCAGCAACAACAACAGCAGCUCACAACUACACCAGCAGGUGGACUUAGCCCCUCCCAAACAUCAGCGGGCGUACAAUCACAAGUACAACAACAUCUCACUUCACCCCACCACCAACAACAACAACAACAACAGCAACAGCAGCGACAGCAAACAAAUAGUGUGCCUCCUUGUGCGCCAACAAGCCUCCAGCAGCAGCAACAACAAAAUACAGCAGUGGCGUCCGGCCAAACUCAGAUCGUUGCGCCGUCAACGGCGAGUGUUUCUCCCUCCAGUGUUAGCUCCCAACCUCCAGAUAUGUCCUUGUUAGCACCUCUGCAUAUUCCUGCGAUUCGGCCUGGCUUUGAAGCUGAUGCAACUGCUGCCGUUAAGCGACAUCCUCAUCCAUGGGCUUAUGAUGGGGAUGGCUUUAGCUCUGCUCAAUACCAUGCUUCGCAGUAUUUUCUCGAUCGAGAGCGUAAGCCAGUUUUUUAUGGGUAUCCUGAAACACAAUAUCAGCCAUAUUGGAAUUACCGAGAACAACCUACGCCCACAGCAGCAGCUUAUAUGAGUGCUAAUGAUGAACGGCAUGCUGCAGCGGCUGCUGCCCGUCAAUCUGUUGAAGGCGCUUCACAGUCAAGUUAUGAAACACCAACUUAUUCUUCACCUAGCGGUCUGCGGGGCUAUCCAAGUGAAGCUUAUUCAAGCUCAGGCGGCACUGCUGGUAUUCCCGUUGGCACAGUUGGGCCUUGUACUCCUACCAAUGCGCUACACGAAUGGACCGGCCAGGUUUCUGUGCGAAAAAAACGCAAACCUUACUCCAAAUUUCAGACUCUCGAAUUGGAAAAAGAGUUUCUUUAUAACGCAUAUGUUUCCAAACAAAAACGCUGGGAGCUGGCUAGAAAUUUAAAUCUUACCGAGCGACAGGUAAAAAUUUGGUUUCAGAAUCGUCGUAUGAAAAAUAAAAAGAAUUCGCAGCGUCAAGCAUCCCAGCAGAGUAACAACAACAGCGCGAACAGUAAUCAUAAUCAUGCGCAGGCGGCACAACAGCACCACAAUACUCAUCAUAUGAAUUUGGGCCUGAGCAUGGGGCAUCACACAACUAAAAUGCACCAGUGACCUUUGGACAACAGCAGUGCCAGCGCUAUGGGCUUCCCCACCUACUAGCAUUUGGCGAAUAUAAAGACAGAAAUGCAAACGGAAUUUCAGUAGCUUUGCAAGUGUAAAACCAGAAACAGCCAACCAGUGACUGCAAUUCAUAGCCACCACCUAAAUCCAUGUUGUUAAAUUUUUAUGUUUGCAAUUUUUCAAAAACAAAAAACAAAAAAGAAAACCGACAGAUUUUUGUAUAUUAUUAAUUUAUUUAUUAGUGUGUUUGUAACAAUCUUUUAUGGGUUAUGUUUUUCUGAAAACAGAAAUGUUUCAAAACUAUUUUACAAACUCUUCAAAUUCUGUUGAUUAUGUAAUCUUAGCGUAUUUAUUUUUAAUUUACCCUAUAUUCUGUUCCACGUGAUAUUUUUAAAAUAUACUACCUUUGCGGCGUACAUAUUGACUGAAUGUAUUUUUGUGUACUCAAAUUAUUUUCCCAGUUCAAUUCAUUCGGGGAGUUGCAAUUUGUUACUAGCUUUUCAAUGUUAAUCGUUUUAAAAUAAAAUUAAAAAGGUUUGUUUGAUAUACACAAUUUAAGAAUUCUACAACUAAGCUGACAUUUCAUAUAAUAUUGGGUUUGGCUACUUUUUUAACAUAUUAGUUAUAAAUCUGGAAAGUGAUUAGAAAAAUUAUAAAGAACUGAAUUCCGAUAUUCUGCGUUAAAGUCUAUAUAUAUGUGGUUUUAAAGACACACUUAUGGCACUGCUGAGGUCGAGGGAAUAUUUCAGAUAGAAUAUUAAGCAUAAAAUAUUACAUAUAAAUAUCUUAAAAAUACAUAUUUAAAUAUAAAUUAUAUUAA